Messenger RNA from Austrofundulus limnaeus, 4837 nucleotides. RefSeq names its product ADAM metallopeptidase domain 12b (gene adam12b). Lineage: Eukaryota; Metazoa; Chordata; Actinopteri; Cyprinodontiformes; Rivulidae. Gene Ontology annotation, molecular function: metalloendopeptidase activity. Gene Ontology annotation, biological process: proteolysis. The record is from RefSeq and is a predicted model, not a curated record.
CAGACAGGGAUCCAUUUUUUAAUACACUGCCUUUAGGACCCUGCAGACUCCAAAGCGCACAUGGCGAUAUGUUGCUGCUCGGGUUCUGGGGAGGGAAUGCCAAGUCGGCUGCUUCACUUCACUUCACUCUACUCUCCAACAUCCUCUCCUCCUCCAGCCGGCGUUUUCUGUCACAAGCCUCCAAAGAGCAACAACACAUCCGCUCAAAACAACACUGAUCCGACUCGCGUGUCUGUGCGUCUGUGUGGCUGCCUGUCUUAAUGUGGGGAAGGAAAACUUUCUGACAGCUGCUUGCUUUUCGCUGGAGUCGUGAGGCGUUUUUUACCCCCAUUAAAAAGACAGAAAGAAAUUAAUCCUUGAAUCGACUGAAGUGUUUUAACUCCGCCCGGGGUGUCUGGUGGAGGUGCGCCGUGUCGCCGCGGUCUGAGCCGAGUGUUUGCGCCCCGGCUCCACCCCACCGAGCCCCGUCCACGAUGAGAACCUGGAGGCGGCGGAGGAACUUCGGCUCUCUGACCCUGGCUCUGCUCCUCUGGAGCCUGACCACAGCUGCAGGAAACUCUGAGGUUCACAACAGAACAGAGGGAAUUUCUCCAGACAAGGCUGAACAGCAGGACGAGUUAACCAAACCACGCCGUGAGACCACCGUACCUCUGUUGCUAAAGGGGUUGGAGCGCAGACCUCUCAGCCAGCUCAGAUCUGGGAUCUACCCUGCGUCACUCCAGCUGGUGGUACGUGCAGAAGGUGAAGAGCUGACCCUGUUGCUGGAGAAAAAUGAGGGACUUUUUGCAAGCCACUACACUGAGACACAUUACAGGGAGGAUGGAAGUGCGGUCACCGGUGCUCACAACUUCACGAAUAACUGCUAUUACCACGGGGAAGUGCAGCAGCAUCCAAACUCGGAUGUUACCCUGAGUGUGUGCUCGGGUCUUCGAGGCUUCAUUGCACUCGAAAACAAGACAUUUAUCAUUGAGCCUGCGUCUGGCCACCACGCCGGGGCCCACUUCAUCUACCGGGUGGAAGAGCUUAGCCUGACAACUGGAGCUUGCGGCCAUGGCUUCAACCUGUCCUCUGUUGCCCCUGAAAACCAAAUCAAAAGCCCCUUUCAGUCCUUCCACACAAGGCAUAAAAGACAUACUCAGAAGACAACUAAAUACGUCGAGCUGAUUAUUGUUGCAGACAACAGAGAGUUUCAGAAACAAGGGAAGGACUUGGAGAAAGUGAAACAGAGGCUAGCGGAAAUAGCCAAUUAUGUGGACAAGUUCUACAGAGCGUUGAACAUCAGGGUGGCUCUGGUGGGUCUGGAGGUGUGGAGUGACUCUGACAAAUGCCCCGUCACUCAGGAUCCCUUCACCACUCUGCACGAGUUCCUAGACUGGAGGAAAGUAAAACUGCUGCCCCAGAAGCCUCACGACAAUGCGCAGCUCAUAAGCGGGGUUUACUUCCAGGGCACCACUAUUGGCAUGGCGCCCAUCAUGAGUAUGUGCACUGUGGAGCAGUCUGGAGGCAUUGUCAUGGAUCACUCUGAGAACCCGCUGGGUGCAGCUGUGACUUUAGCACACGAGCUGGGACAUAACUUCGGCAUGAACCACGACACCCCCGAGCGAGGCUGCGGCUGCAGGAUGACUGUUGAUCGGGGAGGCUGCAUCAUGACCCCCUCCACCGGGUAUCCAUUCCCAACCGUGUUCAGCACAUGCAGCAAGAAGGACCUCGCAGCCAGCCUGGAGAAAGGCGUGGGCAUGUGUUUGUACAACAUGCCAGAGGUCAAGGUGCUUUAUGGAGGACAGAAGUGCGGCAAUGGCUAUGUGGAGGAGGGAGAAGAGUGUGACUGCGGAGAGCCAGAGUAGUGCAUGAACCCCUGCUGUAAUGCCACCACAUGCACUCUGAAGGGAGACGCCGUCUGCGCCCAUGGACAGUGCUGCCAAGAUUGCAAGCUCAAGCUGGCUGGCACCCUAUGCCGAGAGUCGGGCAACUCGUGCGACCUGGCAGAGUUCUGCACCGGGGCCAGCCCCCACUGCCCGGCCAACGUUUACCUGCAUGAUGGACACGCCUGCCACAAUGUCGAGGGCUACUGCUACAACGGCAUCUGUCAGACUCACGAGCAACAAUGCAUCACCCUGUGGGGUCAAGGAGCCAAGCCUGCCCCCGGGAUCUGCUUCCAGAGAGUCAAUUCUGCAGGUGAUCCUUACGGGAACUGCGGGAAGGACUCCAAAGGCUCGUUUGCCAAAUGCGAUGCAAGAGACGCAAAAUGUGGUAAAAUUCAGUGCCAGGGCGGAGCCAACCGGCCAGUGAUCGGUACAAACGCCGUUUCCAUUGAAACCAACAUCCCGCUGCAAGAAGGAGGGCGCAUUCUGUGCCGAGGGACACAUGUAUACCUGGGUGAUGACAUGCCCGACCCUGGACUCGUUCUGGCCGGAACAAAGUGUGGAGAAAACAUGGUGUGCCUGAACCGGCAGUGCCAGAAUGUCAGUGUCUUUGGCGUGCAUGAAUGCUCCGGGAAGUGCAAUGGACGUGGGAUGUGCGUGUGUGUGUAUUAAUGUGCGUGUUGUCGUAUAUGGCAUCAGCCGACAGUGUGCUCAUUACCGUGGCAAUCCUGGUCACCCUGGUUAGCCUGCUGGUGGCCACCGUCGUCAUCUGUUUGAAGAGGAAGACUCUGCUGGGCCUCUUCAUCAGCAAUAAGAAGAGCACUUUGGAGAAACUCAGGUCUUUGGAAGAAAACAGGCCCACCAGCCCCAUCAGGACUGAGUCCAGGUACCGACCCACUCCCCKACGCAAGCCUCCACCCAAACCCUCCACAGCUAAUAUUUAUAAGCCGUCUCUCCUGAGCGCAGAGCCUCUCCUGCCUCCUCACAACUUCCACUCUCACAGCCUGCGCAGACUGCCCCUGUACCAGCCCCUGCACAUCAGCCACCCCAUGCCCAUGUCGCUGAGCGUCGGCCAGCCCACCCUGCCUCCUCUGCCCUUCGACCACCGAGUCCUUCCCACGCACGCGCCUCUCUCGCCGCCUCACGUGCCACCUUUYCUCAGCCUGCCUCGCAAGCAGUCGUCGUACCGAACAGACCAGGACUUUGACAAGCCCAGUCCACCACAGAAACCGCUGCCUGCGGAUCCCUUAGGAAGGAGCUCUCGAMUGGGUCACUGUGCCACACCAGGAGGGGUCCACAUCUCAGGGACUGGAGCCCUCCCAGUACCCAUCCCCAAAGUGCCCAGACCUCCACCCAGCAUCCCUUUACCCAACAGACCUGUACCAGCGUUGCCCUACAGACCUCCAAAGACUCAGAAGGACUGCUGAGCCCUCGGGCCUCAGAUGAGUGGGACGAUCCCAAAUCAACAAAUGACAAAAACUUUUGUUUUGCACUAUUACCUGAGACUCUUUCGGACCUUUCAGACCGCAGGAAGAGUCGCAGCUUGAAGUGAAAAAGGGGACGAACAUCAUCUCUUGGUGCUAUGCCUCCUAAAUGCGCUUUGUUGUCCUCGCUCAGGUACCAAUGAACUAUUUAUCUAUUAAAUUAUUAACUUUGCCAGUUUGUGCACAGGGAGUGCUUACGGAGAAAGGUGGAAACAUUUUUUUAAAAAGACAGAAAGAAACAUUUUUUUUACAUUCUUUAAUGAUUUUUGUACUUUUUCUUCAAUGAGAUGCUGAGACAUAGUUUAGAAUUUUCUUACCAACAAUUGCUUGAGUUGCUUCAAUGCAAAAAAAAAUUGAAAUGGAGAGUAAAGCUAAAAGGAAACCGAGCACAAGUCAUGGUUAAACUUGUAGCUCAAUAAGCAGUUUUAUUAAGUUAAUGUGAUUUAUUUUAUAGGAUCUUCGGUAUCAUUUAUUUUAUUUUUUUGGCAUGGUGCUUUGAAAUUCAAAUCCAAUCACAGUUUACAACAUAAAGCCAGACAGAAAAAGUGUUUUUUUUUUCUCCUUGUUUAUAUGGGGUUGUUUUGGUUGGCUUAUUUUACAGCCUCCCAGCGAGGCUCUUUAAGUCCUUAUAAGUUCACGUUGUUCCACGCGUCAGACCGGCGCUGACGUUCACCUCGGAGCAUGGAGAAACUGCAGAGUGUCGGUGGAUUUUGACAGACUGAUUGUGUUACAGAGAAUUCCAUAGGCACCAAAUAAUUCACUAUUAACUCCGGUGUUUGUGUGUUGAACAUGUUUUUGUCUCCUGGUGCACGAGCCAAAAUGACCUCACCUCUGUGGUGUCCAACAAAAUGUUCUGUCUUGUUUUGUCUUCUUUUCUUUUUUUCCUCAUUCCUUUUCAGUUUUGUGUUUCUUGGCUGUUUGUGCRUUUACACAUUGUUUGUUUAAUUGAGAGUUAAGAAGUUGUUACUCUGGUGUGAUCAGUUUUUAACGCUGCAGUGUUACAAAAGCUCACAGCAGAAUGAUUGGAGUCGGUGACGCCCCGCAUCGUGUUUGUGUGCAAAAAAAAAAAAAAGGGAAAAAAAAGUGACAGUGAUGCUUUUAUUGUCGACAAAGCGCUCUGAUGUAAUAAAACAGCCCGGCUAAUGGUUCUUUGUUGGAAAAUAUUCAUUGAAAUUUUGUGGAUUCUGUUCAGUGUUUUAGCCAUUUGUAAAUCGUGUAUAAUGUUCAACCAUAUUUUUAAUGUAACAUGUUUUAAAUCACUGUAAAAGUGUAAAUAUUGUGUCAGUUCUUUUCUUUUGUUUUUUUUUUUCUUACAUGCACAGAAAUGUAAUAACUUCUUUACGUCUGUUUCCUAUUUAUAAUGAGUGGUGAGGACAGGACUUUUUUGAUAUUUUCUGCCCACACUCUCACUUCUAAGCCAGACUUGAAAUUCAAGCCAAAUAAAAGUUUCUUUAUGAUGGUUUGAAAAAAAUAAAAACUGUUUUAAUUUUA